AAAUGGAAAAGGCUGAUCAUAUAGAAAAACUGGACGUGGCUCACUGCUAAGAAGGAAAUGCGCCAAGUAAAUCAGAAAAGAAGCAGCGGAGGAGGAAGAAAAUAUGGGCAACAUCCUCCUAGAACUUGUUCUGUCGAUUUAAUGUUAUGGUAGGAUAUUCUUGUUCAGUGUGUUGGUACUGGUUGUGCCGGUACUAACAACUCUCCGCCCACAUUUUACAACACGGAGUGGGAUGGGAGGAAAAAGAAAACGAACAAUAACAGUGAGAAGAGCGUUGAGCUGCAGCUGUUAUAUAGAGUGUCGUGUUGGGGGAGCUAAGGCAAGUCGACUCGGCUCUCACUUCGUAGAUUUGAAUUCAGAAAGGAAAUGCUUCGGUGAUUUUACAGACCUUGGGUGAUGGUUUAUGUUGAAGAGCCAUCCAAUACUUCAAAGACAACAUGCUGGUGUAGUGGAACCCCAGCCUUGGUAGCAGCACUUUGACCCUUGUUGAACUUGCUGCUCUAAGGCCUGGGAAUUGUCUUCAUCAUGAAAUCCAGUUUUAAACAGUGGAAGCAGCUGGUGCUUAUUGGAAUGCUGUUAUGGGUCCUCAUCAUCCUGGCCCUGUUUACCUAUUUCAUGGACCUCCAUAUGGAUGAGCUGCAUGCUUCAGUCUCCCUAUCAUACUUUGAGACUAGAAGGCUGAACCCUAUUCAGGGUAACAACCGGGUCAUCAUGGGAUCUGUACAAGAUCCUCCAGUUUCUGAUGCCAACAGCCGUAAUGACAUCAUCUUCUAUAACCAAGACCUUAACAAGCAGGCAGCAGACACUUUAAAUAUAGACAAUUGGUCGAGUUUUGACAACACCGUGAAAUCCAUGUGGCAAAGAGGAGGUCAAAUGAAAAGGACUAGCAAUGAAGAUAAUACGUUAGCUGCUGGUCAGCAACAAUCUGAAAGCCUCAUUAACAAACACAUGGAGAAAAUACUCCCUGGGGAAGAAGGCACUGAUGAAAACCAAAUUCAGUUGAAGUGGAGGAAGAAUUCUAGACGAGGAAACUCCAUGCGCAGGAAGGAGAAGGAGUUAGGGAUGGGUGACGAUUUAGAGGAAUACUAUUUUAUGCAAUCCAAGUCUGUCAUUUCCAAGCUGUGGAAAGGGAACGUGUCCUCCAAGAUGCUGAACCCACGAUUGCAGAAGGCCAUGAAAGACUACAUGAAUGCCAACAAACACCAUGUAUACUUCAGUGGAAAGAGGAGCUCUAAAAAGCUAAGCAGGGAAAAACUGUUUUGUGAGAUGAAGAACCAGCUGAAAGUGAGGACUCUGGAUGGGACGGAGACUCCCUUUUCUACACUCGGAUGGGAGAAGCACGUUCCGAAGGUUUCCAUCGACAAACUCUAUCCGUCCGGCUUCAGAAGCUGUGCCGUUGUCACAUCUGCAGGUGCAAUGCUGAACUCUUCCUUGGGGAAAGAGAUUGAUUCCCAUGAAGCAGUCUUGAGGUUCAAUGCUGCCCCAUUAGAGGGUUAUCAGAAGGAUGUGGGAAAUAAGACUACUAUUCGCAUUAUUAAUUCCCAGAUUCUUGCCAAUCCGAAUUACCGCUUCAAUACCAGCACACUGUACAAAGAUGUCACGUUGGUUGCUUGGGAUCCAGCCCCUUACUCAGUAAAUCUCCACAAGUGGUAUAAGAAUCCGGACUACAACCUCUUCACACCCUAUGUGGAAUAUCGAAGAAAGCACCCGGCGCAGCCCUUCUACAUACUCCACCCUAAAUUCAUCUGGCAGCUGUGGGAUUUAAUCCAGGGAAACACCCUGGAGACCAUUCAGCCCAAUCCACCUUCCUCUGGCUUUAUUGGAAUCCUCAUGAUGAUGUCACUCUGUGAUGAAGUCCAUGUCUACGAGUACAUCCCCUCGCUGCGGCAGACAGACCUGUGUCACUACCAUGAGCGAUACUACGAUGCUGCCUGCACCCUGGGAGCGUACCACCCACUGCUCUACGAGAAACUGCUGGUUCAGAGAAUCAACAAGGGGAUGGAUGUCGACGUGCAGAAGAAGGGAAAAGUUAUCCUUCCUGGGUUCAGUGCCAUAAAGUGUGACGAAUGACUUUAAUCCUCAUGAUUAGGUUGGGCAAUUAAUAUUAGUGCAAUAAUCAAUUACUUGCUAGUUAAAAUUAAACUAAAUAAAACUUGAAACUCUUAAUAUUGACCACUUUAGUCUAGACUUUUUAUCUAUAUCCUGGAUGGUAAGCAUUCGGCUUUCUUUCUUUUUUUACUGAAUGAGAAGAAGCUCCACACCUGUAGGAGAAUACUUAUGGCAUAUUUUGUUUUUGCAAUUCCUGAGCCUAAAAUAAUUUGUACUGGUUAGAUUUGUCAUUAAACGUUUAUGAAUUUACUUGGUAGGAGACUUGGGCAAGAUUUUCAAAAGUGACUUACUUUGGUUAGCCGUCAAAAUAAUGUGUUUUGUUAGCCAUUACCAGCGCUGUAGAAAUGGUUUAGAUGGCUAAAAUUCCAGAAUAGUUGAAACAUUUUAUCACAUUCAUGCUUUGAAGAUCUUGUCUGAACGUGUCACAUACACAAAAAAGGGUUGACUCCUUUAGGACUCUGACGCCCCAGAGUAAAUUCCCCUGAAAAAAAUGACUUCAUUUAUAAGGAGUUAUUUGACUAAAAAGGUAUUUUAGACAAGUACCUAAACAAUUCACUACACUUUUGAUAGUGUAAUAUUUAUUUAACUACGGCAAUCUGUGGCAUUAUAAAAAGUGUUCUGUUAUCACAGUAGCAUCUGGAAGUUGUAACUGUUCUAUUUUAAGAAUGUGAGAAUUGUCCCCUCAGAUCUAUAUCUUGCAUCUUAAUAGGAAAAAUGUGUGUGUGUGUGUGUGUGUGUUUUUUGUGGGUGUUUUUCUGCUUAUGUCGUAAGUGGUAUUGAAUACUCUAGGUUUUGGUCAUCAAGUGCAUGAAUUGCUUGAAUGGUACCAUAUGUAUUAAUCACUCUGUAAGGCAGCAAAGCACAUUUCAAUGAAGUCAAUGUAGACUUCCAGCCUUUGCAUUGUUCAGUACAUGCAAUUCAACAUGUCAAAUAAAGUAUGUUCUAACAGCCUUAACUAUCCAGGAGAUAAAGAAAAUAUUUUCCAAAAGCCAACUCACUUAUAAUGUCGUGAUUUUUAUCUUACAAUCCUAAUUUUGUACUGGAUGAAAUCUGUUUUGUACCAAGCAUACUUUGUAUACAGUUUGCAUUUUCUCUUGUUCACUCAUAUUAUUAUUAUUAUUAUUAUUAUUAUUAUUAUUAUUAUUAUUAUUAUUAUUAUUGUAAAUCAAAUGUUAUAAAUAUAAACCUACAUUUUUGGAAUUGUCUCAACAUGACAUUAACAAGGUUAAUGAUACAGUGUGUAUGAGGUUUGGAGCAAACCAUAUUCUUUUACCUUCAUACUUAUACUGUGCAUUUACUGUACCAUGCCUGUUUUUUACUUUAGUUUAACGAUACUUCGGUGUGUUGUACCAUGUUUGUCUGUGCUUUACCUUGCCUUACUACACUUGUCCAUGCUGUGUUUUUGCUAUGGUGUAUCACGGUUAACUUUUAAGGGUGAUAAUGGUGUAAUUGAUUAUCGAUGUUUUAUAAAUUAUUUAGAUCAAGUUUACAUAAUUGCUUCCCUUCACAUGGAGUAAAUGCACCAUUUUUAUUUUGGAGCAACUGAAUAUUAUACAAUAAAAAGAACCACUUUUAUUAAUUCUA
This is a messenger RNA of Acipenser ruthenus (sterlet), 3693 nucleotides long. Its product is annotated as beta-galactoside alpha-2,6-sialyltransferase 2-like. The record is from RefSeq and is a predicted model, not a curated record. Gene Ontology annotation, molecular function: sialyltransferase activity. Lineage: Eukaryota; Metazoa; Chordata; Actinopteri; Acipenseriformes; Acipenseridae. Bases 526 to 2070 code for a protein of 514 amino acids. The transcript is spliced from 7 exons.